AUGAGUGGCGACAAUCAGAAUUUUUUCCAUCUAUGUCGGUUUGGGAAGGACGACGCAUUACAAGAUAUUGUGUGGGUAGACGCGAGGAGUAGAGCUGCGUAUGAGGAGUUUGGAGAUGUUGUGUGUUUUGACAAUACGUAUUUGAUAAACAAAUUUCACCUUCCCUUUGCUGUGUUUAUCGGUGUGAACCAUCAUGGGCAGAGUAUUUUUUUUGGGUGUGCAUUGAUCUCUUGGGAGAUGCCGGAGACGUACGAGUGGGUGUUGAGGACUUGGCUACAUUGCAUGGGGGGUAAAGCUCCUAUCUCAAUCCUAACGGAUCAAGAUCCGGCGAUUAGGAAAGUUGUAAACUUGAUUAUGCCUGAGAUUUGCCAUAGGUGGUGUAUAUGGCACAUACUUCAGAAGUUUUCGAGGUAUGUUGGUAAGCAUGAGGACUAUGAAGCUGUAAAGGAUGAGUUUGAAAAUAUCAUUUAUGGUAGUUUAGAUGCUGUUGAAUUUGUAGAUCGUUGGGCGGGCGCAACUGAUUAUUACAAACUAGGAGAUAAUAGUUGGCUUGAAGUGAUUUUUGUUAGAGUAUGCAGAGGUGGUGUAGCUGGCUAUGUGCAGGGGAUUGGAAGCUGUUUCAGUUCUGACUUAGAGUAUGAGCAGAUAAGGUCCGAGUCAGAAAGAAUUGAGGACUCCAACACAAUACGGUACGUCAGGCAUUUAGCUACCGAUUUCCCAGCGGAGGAAGUAUUCCGGAAGUGUUACACGGACGCCAAAUUCAAAGAAGUUCAGCGGGAGUGCAAGAGGAUGUUGUACGUGCGUCGCCUAGAUGACUAUGAAGUUGAUGAGAAUCAAGUUGAGUUUGUUAUUGAGGACCGAGUGUGGAUCAAGCCAAAAUAUGCAAAUAAAGAAUCUGUGACUAAGGUUCGGAGAUGCUAUAGGGUGUGCUAUGACAGUAAUACAUAUGAAGCCAGUUGUGACUGUAAACACUUUGAGUGCCAUGGAAUCAUUUGUCGACAUAUGAUCUUCGUGUAUGACCAUUGCGGUGUUUCCAUUGUUCCUGAGAAGUAUAUUCUACGUCGUUGGAGGAAGGAUAUUCAAAGGAAACACACACGAGUGAAAGUAGCUUACCAUGAUCCACUUAAAACCGAUGAAGCCAGGCAAUAUCACAAAUUGAUGAGGAUGUAUGAACCAAUUCGCUCAAAGGCUUCGGCUUGUAAGGAGGGUGUUGAGGCUGUGGCAGAGUUGUUGCAAUUGAUGGACCUCAGAGUCGAUGAAAUGUUGGCAAUGGUUGCCAAAAAACAGGAAGAGUCGGCUAAGGAUAAUGAAAACGAAGGUGAGGAUGAUGGCGUACAUUAUGUUGUUCGAACGCCUUCUUCUGUGGCUUUAAACAAGGGGCCUGGUUGUACAAAUACACCAGCCACACAUGCAUCUGGGUUGCCAAAUACAAUACCUACACCAAUUAGUGCCUUUGUGGGGAGUUGUGAUGGAUCUAUCCCGGCAGUGAUUAAGGAUCCACCGCUGCCCAAGAAGAAGGCCCAUCGUACAACCAACGUGAGGUAUCCAUCUUGCACAGAGAAAAAGGGAAAAGAAAAGACUGCUAGGUUGAAAAAUGCAGCAAAGAAGCAAGUUGCGGCGGCACAUAACAGUAUGUCAUUCUCAACAAACGACUAUGUACGAUCGGUUGGAGGGAUUCAAAUGAGGGAUUUGGAUGGUUCCUUAGGGUACUUCACUUCUGUAAGGGGAACAAAUUCUGGUGGUUUUUUUUGCAAGUGUACUAGGUACUCCUGGUACAUCAGGUUCUAA
This is a messenger RNA of Chenopodium quinoa (quinoa), 1788 nucleotides long. Its product is annotated as protein FAR1-RELATED SEQUENCE 2-like. The coding region runs from base 1 to 1788 and encodes 595 amino acids. Gene Ontology annotation, molecular function: zinc ion binding. Gene Ontology annotation, biological process: regulation of DNA-templated transcription. The record is from RefSeq and is a predicted model, not a curated record. The transcript is spliced from 3 exons. Lineage: Eukaryota; Viridiplantae; Streptophyta; Magnoliopsida; Caryophyllales; Amaranthaceae.